AUGCCUUCUUUGAAAGAAUUGGAUUUCUUGGAGUUUCUGAGAAGAUGUAUGCUGCUGUUUCACAUCAGAAUCUACGAACUAUACAACAAAAGUGAUCUGACAAAACAGUUACUGGCUUCGAAUUGGUCAAAAUGUAUAACAUUAAUAUUUACUUAUACCUUUAUCGCAAUCAUUACACAUCAAAUACUCAUGCUAAUGGGACGCCAUCUAGGAUUAAUAUCAAGACAUACGGAUGUGUUCAUUGAAACUCCGACCCAUUGCUCACAUGUUUACGUUUCUGUCAACGUCAUCCAGAAUAGACCGAAAAGAGAGCUUUUGAGUCGGCCCAUAGUAUACUACAUCGAAUUUGGUCCUGACGAUUAUGAAGAUCCGGAUCUAGGAACCACGCUUGGCUUUCUACGCAGGAAACUUUUAGCGCUUUUGCGAGAGAACGAGCUUUUGACUAAGCAUAAUCAAAAAUUGAAUUAUAUCCAAUGUGAUAAGUUGGAAAUCUUCAAAAAGGAGCGCUUGCUAACUGACGAUGGAGAAUUUCUCUGUAAUAUGGAUGUUAACACAGGCGAUAAGCUCACUUGUAUUGCCCUGAUUUAG
Messenger RNA from Ogataea angusta, 588 nucleotides. RefSeq lists its product as uncharacterized. Lineage: Eukaryota; Fungi; Ascomycota; Pichiomycetes; Pichiales; Pichiaceae. The coding region runs from base 1 to 588 and encodes 195 amino acids. The transcript has a single exon. The record is from RefSeq and is a predicted model, not a curated record.